UGCUUCCUCUGAGCAGCAACAGAAAGAAAGCUACUAAACGACAACACAAGCAUUCCCGUCUUUAGGGCCCUUCAUUUUGGAGGCAACCGAAGGUGGAAGUCCGGCGUGAACGGAUCUCACCGCCGUUCUCUCCGGAGCGUCCAGUGUGCGCCUGAUUAGCGUGUCGAAAAUGAGGGACGAGGACAAAAGCGGCGCCGGAGCGGCGAAGAAGAGGAAGACGGGGAGGAUGACGGCCGGUUCUCUCCGCUCCAUCUUCAUGCACGCCGAUGCCGCCGACAAGCUGCUGAUGGCCCUCGGCUUCCUCGGAGCCGUCGGUGAUGGCUUCUCUAACCCGCUGGUCUUGUUCAUCAGCAGCCGCUUGAUGAACCACAUCGGCGCCGGCUCGUCAUCUUCCUCGACGAGCACGUUCCUCCACAACAUUAACAAGAAUGCGGUGGUUCUUCUGUACUUGGCAUGUGGCUCGUUCGUUGCAUGUUUCUUGGAGGGAUACUGUUGGACGAGGACUGGAGAGAGACAAGCCGCGAGGAUGCGAGCCCGGUACUUGAAGGCCGUCCUGCGACAGGAUGUGGGCUACUUCGACCUGCAUGUGACCAGCACGUCCGAGGUCAUCGUGAGCGUGUCCAACGACAGCGUCGUGAUCCAGGAUGUCUUGUCCGAGAAGGUGCCGAAUUUCCUGAUGAACGUCUCGAUGUUCGUCGGUAGCUACUUCGUGGCUUUCCUGAUGCUGUGGAGGCUGGCCAUCGUCGGGUUCCCAUUCGUGGUCCUCUUGGUCAUCCCUGGGUUGAUGUACGGGCGAACCCUCAUGAACUUGGCGAGGAAGAUCCGGAAGGAGUACAACAAGGCCGGUGCGGUUGCAGAACAGGCGGUCUCGUCCAUCCGGACUGUCUACGCCUUUGUUGGGGAGGACAAGACGAUCGCUGAGUACUCCGCCGCACUCCGGGGGUCGGUCGAACUGGGCCUGAGGCAGGGCUUGGCCAAGGGCCUGGCCAUCGGGAGCAACGGCGUCGUCUUUGCGAUAUGGUCCUUCAUGUCCUACUACGGCAGCAGGAUGGUGAUGUACCAUGGCGCCGAGGGCGGGACUGUUUUUGCUGUUGGCGCCGCCAUCGCCGUCGGUGGACUAGCAUUAGGAGCUGGCCUAUCCAACCUGAAGUACUUCUCGGAAGCAUUCUCAGCGGGCGAGCGCAUAAUGGAAAUGAUCAACCGGGUCCCGAAGAUCGACUCCGACAGCACGGAGGGCGUGAACCUCAACACAGUCUCGGGCGAAGUUGAGUUUAGGCAUGUCGAGUUUGCUUACCCAUCGAGGCCCGAUACCCUGAUAUUCCGGGACUUCAACCUGAGGGUCCCAGCAGGCGGGACGGUGGCCCUAGUAGGCGGGAGCGGCUCGGGCAAGUCGACAGUGAUAUCGCUGCUGCAGAGGUUCUACGACCCGCUCGGCGGGGAGAUACUGCUGGAUGGAGUGCCCAUUGAGAAGCUGCAGGUCAAGUGGUUGAGGGCACAGAUGGGCCUGGUGAGCCAAGAGCCUGCACUUUUUGCUACUUCCAUCAAAGAGAACAUAUUGUUUGGCAAGGAAGAUGCAACAUUUGAUGAGGUUGUGGAAGCUGCCAAGGCCUCCAAUGCCCACUACUUCAUCUCUCAGCUUCCUCAGGGGUACGAUACCCAGGUAGGCGAGCGAGGCGUGCAAAUGUCCGGCGGCCAGAAGCAGAGGAUCGCCAUAGCGAGGGCCAUCAUCAAGUCCCCGAGGAUCCUACUCCUCGACGAGGCCACGAGCGCACUCGACUCCGAGUCGGAGCGGGUCGUCCAGGAGGCCCUUGACAAGGCCGCUGUUGGCCGCACCACCAUUGUCGUGGCCCACCGCCUCUCCACCAUCCACAAUGCCGACCUCAUCGCCGUCGUCCAGGAUGGCCGCAUCCUCGAGUCCGGCUCCCACGGAGAGCUCGUCGGCCACGAGUCCAGCCUCUAUGCCUCCCUGGUCCGGCUCCAGCAGACCGAGGGCCACGGCGCCCCUGCCCCCCACCAACACCACGAGGACUUCACCUCACCGACCAUAUCUGCGGUGGACGUGAACAACACGAGCAGCCGGAGGCUCUCACUCGUGAGCCGGUCGAGCUCGGCCAACUCGGCUGCUGGGCUGGGCUGGGCUUCGAUUGGUGGUGCCGACCAGACUGGCUUCCCGGACGAGCAGAAGUUCCCAGUGCCAUCACUUAGGAGGCUGCUCACCUUGAAUGCGCCCGAGUGGAGGCAGGCGUGCGCUGGGUGCGUGAGCGCGGUGCUGUUCGGGGCGGUCCAGCCGGUCUACGCCUUCGCAUUGGGGUCCGUAGUCUCGGUCUAUUUCUUGUCGGACCACGACGAGAUGAAGCGCAAGACUAGGACCUACGCCUUGUGCUUCCUCGGGUUGGCCAUGUUCUCGCUGCUGAUCAAUGUGACGCAGCACUACAACUUCGCGUACAUGGGCGAGUGCUUAACCAAGAGGCUGAGGGAGCGGAUGCUGUCCAAGAUUUUGACGUUCGAAGUCGGGUGGUUCGAUCAGGACGAGAAUUCAAGCGGCACGAUUUGCGCGAGACUCGCCAAGGACGCCAGUGUGGUGAGGUCUCUAGUGGGCGAUCGGAUGGCUCUUCUCGUCCAAACUGCCUCAGCCGUGACCAUAGCAUUCACGAUGGGCCUGGUCAUCGCAUGGAAGCUGGCCUUGGUGAUGAUAGCCGUCCAGCCCAUCGUCAUCGCCUGCUUCUACGCCCAGAGAGUCCUCCUCAAGCGCAUGUCCCAGAAGGCCAUCAAAGCCCAGGAACAGAGCAGCAAGCUCGCCGCCGAAGCCGUCUCUAAUCUCCGCACCAUCACCGCCUUCUCCUCCCAGGACAGGAUCCUCAGGAUGCUCGAGAGGGCGCAGGAGGGCCCGCGCCGGGAGAGCAUCAGGCAGUCUUGGUAUGCCGGGCUCGGGCUCGGCGCCUCCCAGAGCCUCACUUCCUGUACCUGGGCUCUGGACUUCUGGUACGGUGGCAAGCUAGUCGCCGAGGGCUACAUCACCGGGAAGGCGCUCUUCGAGACCUUCAUGAUCUUGGUGAGCACAGGCCGAGUCAUUGCCGAUGCCGGAAGCAUGACAUCGGACCUUGUUAAGGGCUCAGAUGCCGUCGGCUCGGUCUUCGCCAUCUUGGACCGAUACACUAGAAUCGAGCCCGAAGACGAGGAAGGGCACGAGCCCGAAAAGAUAACGGGCCAGGUCGAAAUCCGCAACGUGGACUUUGCCUACCCAGCUAGGCCUGACGUCAUGAUAUUCAAGGAUUUCUCAAUCAGAAUCGAAGCUGGGAAAUCAACGGCAUUGGUGGGGCAGAGCGGGUCGGGCAAAUCGACGAUAAUUGGGUUGAUCGAGAGAUUUUACGACCCGCUCAGAGGCGUGGUGAACGUCGACGGCCGAGACAUAAGGUCGUAUCACCUGCGAUCGUUGAGAAGGCACAUCGCGCUCGUCAGCCAGGAACCCACCUUAUUCGCGGGCACCGUAAGAGAGAACAUCGCCUACGGCGCGUCCGGAAACGUGGGCGAAGCGGAAAUCGCUGAGGCGGCCAAGGCAGCAAAUGCGCACGACUUUGUCGCGUCCCUGAAGGAUGGCUACGACACAUGGUGCGGAGAUAGGGGGGUACAGCUCUCGGGCGGGCAGAAGCAGAGGGUCGCAAUCGCCCGGGCCAUACUCAAGAACCCGGCGAUCCUGUUGCUGGACGAGGCCACCAGUGCGCUCGACAGCCGAUCUGAGAAGAUCGUGCAGGACGCAUUGGAGAGAGUGAUGGUGGGUCGGACCAGCGUGGUAGUGGCGCAUCGGCUGAGCACCAUCCAAAGCUGCGACGCGAUCGCCGUUCUGGCCAAAGGGAAGGUGGUGGAGAAAGGGACUCACUCCUCCCUCCUUGCCAAAGGGCCGUCGGGAGCUUAUUACUCAUUGGUCAGCCUCCAAAGAACCGGGAAUCCUACUUAAGUCAACGAUUAGGCAUUUGGAUGGCUCUUUCGAAGUCGAGAGGGCAAAAGCAUAAGCCAAGAGCAAAAUCUUCUUUCUUGUAAAGGACUUGGAGGGAGAUGAAGCAACAAAAUGGAAGAUGCUUCCUUCUUUUCU
Messenger RNA from Rhodamnia argentea, 4090 nucleotides. RefSeq names its product ABC transporter B family member 15-like. Gene Ontology annotation, cellular component: membrane. Lineage: Eukaryota; Viridiplantae; Streptophyta; Magnoliopsida; Myrtales; Myrtaceae. The transcript has 7 exons. Gene Ontology annotation, molecular function: ATP binding; ABC-type transporter activity; ATP hydrolysis activity. The coding region runs from base 170 to 3955 and encodes 1261 amino acids. The record is from RefSeq and is a predicted model, not a curated record. Gene Ontology annotation, biological process: transmembrane transport.